AGUGAGGCUCUAUAAUACAUAACCUAGAUUGGAAACUCGUGUGUUGGUUUGAGUCUUUCAUUAGAGUUACUUUGAAUAAAUAAAUAUUUACAAGAAAUGGAUGAUUUCCAAUUGUUAUGGUCUUCAGUUUCACAUAUAUAUUUAUGUAAAUAAAAAUAGAAAUUAUUUUACAUAAGAUCUUUUUAUAAAAAAUUUGCUCUAACUGAAAAUUGUCUCGGAGCGCUUUAAUAGAAACUAAAAUUGUGAUAUAUGUUUCGUAUCUAAGUUUGAUAUAUGUUCGUAUCCAGAUAUUAAUAACUUCAUGGAUUGUACGAUUGUAUUGAGUCAAAGUGUUGAUAAGUGUUUUUCAUAUAUACAAUAAGUGUAAGAAAUUUCAAAAAUAAAAAAAGUUUAUAAAUAGUAGGAAGCAUUUUUUUCAAAAAGACCAUCAUGGAUUGGGACGAAAUUGAGAAAUUGGCGGCAGACUUUCAAAAUGCUCAGCUUAGUAGUAAUUUACAAAAGUUAACAGAGAGCAAUUGUAUAGAAAUUGUAGCAAAGCUCAUAGAGACAAAACGUUUGGAUGUGGUCUUUACAAAUGAUAGAAAAGAAUAUGUUACGCGACAAUAUCUUAAAACACAGAUCAUAGACGAAUUAAGUUUUCAUGGUGGUAGAAUGAAUUUGAAUGAUAUAGCACAAAUUCUUAAUGUCAGUUUGUCUCAAAUAACAACUUUAGCUAAUGAAAUUCAGACAUGUGAUUCUGGUAUUCACGUAGUUAUAGGAUAUUUAAUUAAUGAAGAAUAUUGGGGACAGAUGAUGAAGGAUAUAAAUGAUAAACUCUGGCAGCAUCAUUAUGUCAAAGUAGUAGAUUUGACAUUGUUUUAUAAUUUACCAGCAGAAUUUAUAAGAACAACUAUAGAAACUGCCUUGACUCGAAAAAUUAUAGCAAAUGUAGAAGUUACACAAGAUAAGCAAAUAUACUAUACUAAUAGAUUUAUUAAAACAAAUAAAGCUAAAAUAAGAGGUGCUUUAUCUGCUGUAACAAAACCUAUUUCUCUUUCUUUAAUUUCAAAGGAAUGUUCUGUUCCUGAUUUUGUUAUAUUCCCAAUAUUGGGUGAUCUCCAACAAAAGAAACAAAUAUCAGGUAUUGUAACAGGAGAUCAAAUAAAAACUAGUAUGUUUUUACCCCACAUUUAUGUUAAAAAUCAAACUCAAUGGAUUCAUGAUUUCUAUAAACAAAAUGGAUAUUUAGAAUAUGAUGCACUCGCUCGACUUGGAAUAUCAGAUCCAAAACAUACCAUUAAAAAGUACUUCCCAAAUGAUGAUAUAAUUUUUUUGGAUUCAGUGGCAGUCAACAAUAUUAUUGUAGAUCAACUUAAAACUAUUGCCAAUGACACUAUUAAUACAAGAUCUUUCACAGAUGUUCGUGAUUAUUUGCCUUCAAUGCUUACUGAUCAAGAUAUUCAAAUUUUUUUGAAUAAAAUCUUGGAGAACUGUCCAGUCAAAGUAUUCAUGGAAACGGUUUUAGUUUCUGAUGAUUUUUUACAAAGUUUAUUACAAUCUUUAUAUAAAAUUGCAGAGAAUAAAGCACAAAUUGUGGUAACUAGUGGAAAGUGGUUACAAUUAAUUUGUGAAGAUAAAAUCAAGUUCAAGAGUGAUGACAGUAUAGUUCGAAAUAAUAAAACGCAUAAAAAAGAGGAACGGCGUAAGAAAGCAACAAGUGGAAAAGCAGGUGGUGGAAAUCAAGGAAGAGAAACUAAGACCAAAUCGACAAAGAAAAAGUACCUGCAACAAAAAUUUAACGAGGAUCUUUCGGACGAAGAAAACACAUAUACUAAAGAUAAAAAUGUGGAGCAUGAAUUGGUAUCAUUAGAGGAUAUUACAGCUGAACUUUUAAAAAAUCGUGAAAUUUCAGUAAUAGAUGAUUUGGCAGAUCAAUUAGCUUUAAUGUUGCAACAAAAAGUAAAUGAACAUGCACUAUGUUAUGCAGAAAAAUUAGCAGAAUCUAGUGAUGUAUUUAAUACGGAUGAACUCAAAAAGGAUUUAAUUAUUCUAGUAACGAAUAUUAAAAUGUUCAAUGAAAGCAUUGAACUUUUUGAACAGCAAGGACAACGUACAUCUUUAACAGAAUAUUUAAUGAAAUCAUUAUGUCGUGAUUUUGUAACGCGAUUAUUUAAAUUGGCCAGUUUACAAAAUAAAUUGCAAUAUCCUGAUAAUAUAGAUUUUAAUGGAAUAAAAAAAAUACUUGUUGAAUUACCUUCAGAUGUUCAAGAACCACUUAAUGACAUAUAUUCAGCUGUUACAAAAUGUGUUAUCAAAGAUUUUUUAAAUCUUACUACUCCAGCAUUACAAGCUUGUUCUGUGAUACAAAAGAAACAUAAUAAAGAUAUAAAUAAACAAAUUAUUUUUACUCAUAAAGAAGCUUUAUUAAAAGAAUUGAAAAUAACACAAGAUCCAGCAUUGGCAUUAAAUUUGGUGACAAGUUUACUUUUUACAGCAGCAACACAAAAUAUUAUACAUAUGUCUGGAAGACACGUGUCAAUGGUUUUGUCUUUUCUUCAGUUGUACAUAAUACCUGAAACUGCAGAAUUAUUGAGCAAAUAUUGUGAUUUAGUAAGAAGUAGCAUAUCAUCUUCUGAAAAUAUUGAAAAAAUGGAAGCACAAGAAGCAUUAAACAACAAAUUGGAGCAAAUAAAAGCGAUUCCUGAUAAUAUUAAUACUCAUAUAAAAUCACAAAAAUCUGAAGCAUAAUAAUAUAAAUUUGUGCUACAUAUUUAUACAAGUUGUAAUUAUAUAUUAAAAUUCGAUUCACAAUUA
Molecule: messenger RNA, 2793 nt
Organism: Vespa velutina
Lineage: Eukaryota; Metazoa; Arthropoda; Insecta; Hymenoptera; Vespidae
Gene: Ufl1
Product: E3 UFM1-protein ligase 1 homolog
Exons: 5
Coding region: 430-2727 (765 amino acids)
Biological process (GO): regulation of proteasomal ubiquitin-dependent protein catabolic process; protein K69-linked ufmylation; response to endoplasmic reticulum stress
Cellular component (GO): endoplasmic reticulum membrane
Molecular function (GO): UFM1 ligase activity
Source: RefSeq, a predicted model, not a curated record